Messenger RNA from Fusarium mangiferae, 2043 nucleotides. RefSeq lists its product as uncharacterized. Bases 1 to 2043 code for a protein of 680 amino acids. Lineage: Eukaryota; Fungi; Ascomycota; Sordariomycetes; Hypocreales; Nectriaceae. The transcript is spliced from 2 exons. The record is from RefSeq and is a predicted model, not a curated record.
AUGGUUUCUUUGAACAUUUUCAGAGCCUUGACUAUUUUUAGCAGGGCACAGAGCAUCUUGCGUCCUUCAGCUACCGCCGAGAAAGUCACGCCAAAGCUGACCAGCAAUCCUUGCAUCCAAGUCCAUGGAGCAUGGAAAAUCACCGAAGACUGCAUCGAUCCUCUCUACUCCCGACCUGUAAUCGAUAGCGAGACUCAUGAGGCAUUGCCGAUCCCUCAUCUUCGAGUGUCAGGGCAUUUCGAAGGAACUGUUGUUGACUUCAACAUCUACCUCCCUAAGAAUGGCUGGAAGGGACGCUUCUUCCAACUUGUCUAUCCACUACAGAACUCAACUGCGUCCGAUCGGGAGAUAGGCUUUGGAGCAGAGAGUGGAGGAUAUACCGUUCGUGCAUCUGGUCUACCAACCUAUCGUGGUGAUGCUGCUACGGCAAAGUUCAGCAUGGUGGUUGCCCGUGAGUACUAUAAGCCCAAGGCCAACAAAAUUCAUGGAUAUAUCUACGGAGGUAGUGGUGGAUCUCUUGUCACUGUUGGAGCAAUGGAGAAUACGAUUGGUAUAUGGUCUGGUACUGUGACGCUUGUCCAAGCUGUACCAGUUUCCAUCAACAACUGGUCUGUUCGUGCUCUCGCAGGUCUGGUUCUUCAAAACAAGAGUGCUGAGAUCGAGGAAAGCCUUUGGCCUGGUGGCAGUGGGGACGUCUACUCAACCUUCAGUCCCACUGAAAGAAAGGUCUUUGAAGAGGCCACCGCCCUCGGUGUCCCUGUCAAAGGAUGGGAGAGAUUUCACGUAACUGGAGCCUCUGAGUCACUUUGGGAGUCCAUGAAAAGUGUGUCCGGUUCAGCUGUGAUGCGAAUGGAUUCUACCUAUGUGGAGGACUUCUGGAAAAAGCCAGGAUAUCUGGGCACUGAAAAGUCCGAGCUUGGUGAUAUAUUUUGCGAGGAGAUGCUUGACUACGAGACAUUCAUCACUUGCAUAAGGUACGAUGCCAACAACGUUCCUGUUGAGCUCAACCUCGACAGGACACUCAAAUCAGCGAGAACUUACUGGCUGGAUAUAACCAUUCUUUCUAGUGAUGGCAAAACACUUGGCAAGAUCGCUGGAAAAGGUCAUGAUAACAGUAACGACAAGACUGUCGCCCUUCACCCGAAUAAUGACCCCGCCAUCCUCUCUCUUAUACAAGAAGGGACUCAAGUCCACAUAAGCAACCAAAUGUUCCUCGCCAUGCACGCGCUCCAUCGUUACUCGGUUCCCAAACGCUCAGGCUUCUACGGCUAUGACUAUCUCCGUGAUUCCAAGCGAACUCCCAUCUAUCCUCAGCGCUCAGUGCUUGUUGCAGAGCAGAUGGCGAGGUCUGCUAGUGGGGGCGCUACGUUUGCGGGCAAGUUCAACGGCAAGAUGAUCGUCAUGGAUAACCUGAUGGACGUUGACGCGUUCCCAUGGCAUGCAGAUUGGUACAAGAACCAAGUUAGAGAGGUGUACGGGGAUGGUAUCGACAAUAAGUUUCGUCUUCAUUACACUGAGAAUGCGGAUCAUCAAAUGGGUCCAGUUGUAGGUUCCAAGAGCUCCAGAGUUGUGGACUUUACAGGCAUGUAUGAGCAGCAUCUGCGAGAUUUGAGUGUUUGGUGCGAGACAGGGACAUAUCCUAGCACUUCAACAAAUUAUACCAUAAGCAAUUCCCAGGUACGAUUACCUGCUACGGCAUUGGAGAGGAAAGGAAUCCAGCCUGUUGUGGACCUAAGCGUCAACGGUAGCAAACAAGUCGAAGUCAAGACAGGCACUACAGUUACCUUCGGGGUACACGUCGAGGUUCCUCCGGGUGCAGGAAUAAUUACUUCAUUGCAGUGCGAUUUUGAAGGAACAGGGAAUUUUGUCAAGAAGAGCUUUAGAGAGGUUAGGCAAUCCGCCGACACUGCGGUUUCAUAUACCUACUAUCGGCAGGGGACUUUCUUCCCUGCUGUUAGGGCCGCUUCCCAUAAGGAGGGCAACAUAGAUUCGCCAUAUGGUUUGGCCUUGAAUCUUGGGUGGAUGAAGGUUGUCGUCGUUUAG